GAAAUUACAGGAAAGAUGAUGAAACGAAAACAGUAAUUUCAGCUUGGUAAAAAAUAAAAUCUCAGGAGGAGAAAUUAAAGACGUAAAACCUGCAAGAGCGCCACCAAAAAAAAAAAAAAAAAAAAAAAAAAAAUUGAUUGCUAAUUGGGGGAAGAGAAUUCUAGAAAGGACUGAAACAAGGUGCUAUGGAAUAAUCUUUCAAACUCAUUUGAAAUAACAAUUCAAAAUGUUCUGAAAACUCACUUUUUAGAAAUGUAUUUCAAUUUUUAAAAAAAAAGGUAAUCCAGCAACAUAUUUCUUUGUCCUUUUCUUGUUCUAAAGCACAUGGGGACAUAUAAUUUUAUUACGAUUAUUUUAUAUGGCAAGUUAUCAUUUCUGCAGAAUAUUAUGCAUACUGUAGUGUAAAUCUGUAGUAGAGAUAUGGUGCAUUUGUAAAAUAUUUCUUUAUAUUUCAGUCAUUCAAAAUAUGCAUUCUCUUGUCUUAUUGGUGAAGCUGUAGUCAACAUUUUCUAAUAUUGUAAGGAUAAUAUCUUUCAUUGACCAGGGAUCAUCUUAUAAUGCUGCAUCUCGUGGGAUGAUACGCUAUGGAUUCAGAUGGGGAUGGAGAACAGCCAUAUUGGCCGGUUGUUAUCAUGGUAUAAGCACAUCGCUUGCAGUGUACAGAGACAAACAGGAUAUGAUCUGUUACACAGUUGCUGGAGUGAGUACAGGUGUAUUGUAUAGAAUCAACCUUGGUCUGCGAGGCAUGGUUGGUGGUGCAUUUGUAGGCGGUUUGCUUGGUAUACCAUGUGGUGCACUUUUGCUUGGAUUCCAACAUGUUAUGGGAGAGACAUUCAUAGAAAAACAUAGAAGAGUAAGGGCAGAACAACAAGCUGAAAAGUUGCAAGAACGCUCUCUUCGAAUGUCCAUCACUCCUAGAAUGAUGGAAAUCAUGGAGGAAUCUAUUCAGAAAAGUGAGCAACUAUUACAAGAGAAGAAGCAAGUGGAGCUUACAUCAACAUCAUCUCCAUCUACAUAGUAUAUAUUUAAAGCAUUAAUUUUUUUUUUAAUCUAUAGCAUCUGUUGUGCCUUCUCCGGUGCUGUAAAAAUCACAGACUUCAUUGAAUUAUAGAUUUUAUUUGCAUUAAAUGCAAACAUGUUAUUUAAAAAAAAAAAAUCAAUUUUAGUCACGACACUCCAGAAAUUAUGCUACUUUUAUUCAAUUCAAAUGCAUUCUGUUAUUAAAUUCAUGAUUUCUACAGAGUUUAACCACAGAAGAAAUGAAAAUAGACUGAUCGGUGUACUAGCCUGAUAAGGUUAAUCCCUAUCAGUCUACAUUGAACUUACUGUCUAUUUUGAACUCCUCUUAUUCCUGUUCCUGUUACAUGUCUAAAACCCAGCCCACAUCCAAGUAUAAUUAUUAGUGCUCGGUAUGGUAGAACACAAUGGUUUCCAACCGUUUCCAUGGGGACCCAUUUGAUUUUAUCAGAAACAAUGCAACACAAAAUAAAUGAAAAAUUUGAACUGAAUGCGAAUUUCACUACAUGCAUGAUUUCCCAACAGAUGUUUGUUUCAAUUCAAAGCCUCUUACAUUACAAUAUCAUCCCGUUGUUAGGUUUCCAUACAACCUCGCCUGUAAUGGUGACAUAGCUUAGCCGGGGGGGGGGGGGGAUGGGGGGAGGCACUCACAUAUACCGGUAUUGGUGGUACGGGGAUGUGCCGCUUUGAUGACUCCCUUUUUCAGACCUAAUUUUCAGUUCUCUUGAUACUCUGAAUGACAAAAGUUCCUUUCAGAAGCCACCUUGUCCCGCUCGCAAGACCCCCUUUAUGAAACAUUUCAAUUCCAUGGCCCUGCCAAAAUUGUCCAUCGUGGGCACCGCAUGCGAGAACUGCACACACGGCUUCACGACUUCCUCCGAAAGCAGCUCCUUGCACCGCUAGGGCCCACACAUACAUGCACAGUGCUAGCGUGCACCGUACCGCGAUCCUGUUUUUCACACCACCUGGUAUAUAUUUAGUUCCCAAGACCCUGUAUUUUACCCUUGUGAUCAGUUCUUUAGACCCUCAUUUCAGGGUUUCGUGAGGCACAUCCCCAUCAAAAUAUAAUUUGAGUGCCCCUCCCCCCCCCCCCCUCUCCCCGGGAGCUUAGCACCAUCAUGGGGUACAGGCAACCUUGUAAACCAAUAUGAUGGCGUACAGUGACAGGGAAUGAUAUGGUAACAUUUUAGGCCAAUGGAUUAAAGACGGAGCAACAAAUCUUGCUCUCAAAUCGUUUAUUUCUAAUAGUUCAAUUAUGUUUAUUGAAAGUUACAAAUUAAAGGGGAAUCAAGCCUUGGUAAUAAAUUGUUGUAUUGGAAAGGAGAAAAAUAAAUAAAACAAAAUGGUGAAAGUUUGAAAGAAAUCGGACAAGCAAUAAGAAAGUUAUGGCUGCUUUAAAAUUGAGAUCCCAAAGACUAUGUACAUGUAGAUUUCAGAUUGGCAACUGAGUAAGUAUAUUAUGAUAAGAGGCAAGGACACCUUUCCAUAGGCUUAAUUAUCAGGGAUUUGUGGUUUCCUCCCAAGUACCCAUUCCUCUGGGGCAGUAAUCUAGAUAUAACACGGGUAUUAUAUUUUUGUGUGUCCUCAUAAAAGAAAAAAAUAAUUUAAGUAAAACUUAAAAAAAAUUACAUUUCAGCCAUUUUAUGUAUUGGAGUACAUGGAAGAGUAGUCCUUGCCCAAAGAGAUAUAUACUAAUAACGCUAGAGGGCAUACUUCGUCAAAUCUCUGUGAUUACGCGGAGACCGGCCGCCAUUACUCGAUAGGUCUUCGCAGCCUGCCAUGCACGUACAGUACCUAUGGGGCAUGUACAGUGAUAGCACAGAAACGGAACAAAAUGAUGACAUAUGAGCUCGAAAGCAAAUGGAAAAGCAAAAUUGUAAAUCGCACUCGAUUAAAGUUCAAAUUAACAAAGAAUCUAUCAAAACUGAGGACAAAACUGCCUAUAAUAGACUUAUCUAUAGGGCAUAAUAUACUUAUGAGUCCAACGAUAUACAUCGAUCCCAAUCGUUUUUGCUUUGGUCAUAACAUUUCGAUGUAUCAUAAUGACUUCUAUUUUCUGAUGAUUUGGAAGGGAUGAAUAUUAAAACUAACAUGCAGGCCUAGGCAUAUCGUUCUAGGUCCUGCAAAUUUAACAUGAUCUGGUGUUCAAGUUGACCUUAGAAAUUUCAUAGGCCCUUUCACAGUGUCUGAUGCAUCCGAGACACAAUUAAGGUAUCGAAAAAAACACGAUUGCAUUUUUUUUUCAAGUAUAUAUUUUCUUAAUUACUAUGAUGCUGAUUGCUGAUGAUUCAUUUCUUUACUUUUGAUAAUUUUUUAAAUUUAUUUUACAUAUAGAUCUACACAUAGAAAUCAUAUAUUGAAUAGGGCCUAACUCCUUUCCCCAUGGUUUUAAACGUCGAUGUAACCAACAUCACAAUAACUCGUGAGUCAUAAAAUGACUUUUAUUGAUAAUAUUUGAAAAUGAUUUAUGCAUUGGUCCAGUUAAUUGAUAUGUUUAUGAUUUAAAUUUUCCAAUGCUGUCAACCAUCCGGUCAUAUUGAUUACUUAAUAUAUACGUGCGAGCAAUUUAGAAAUGUUUGUUGACAGCAAAAUUUGCAUAUCAAAUGCGCGCAUGCAGUAGUACAAUUUUGCAAUGUACAGGAGGCCAUGGGGUAAAGUGUAGGAUGUAUACAGUGUAUUAUUGACUUGCAAACAUUUCAAUAUUUCGGAGAGUAAACAAAUUACAAUGCGUGUUUAACGCAACAUAGAACAAUUUCACUUUGAUUUUCUGAAAAGUCUAAACUUGAUUCACUCCGGCUGAAAUACUAUGCAGAUCGGCAAACCGGCUGAAAUAUUCUGUUGAUAUAAUUAUGGCCGGCGUUUGUGAUCCUAUAAUGAUUAGACCAAUAUUAUGUGAACAAAUCAAGGAUAGAAUAAUAAGAAGGAGAGGAAUAAGGAGGAGAAGAGAAGAAAAAGGGCGGGAAGACUGAGGAUAUUUGUAUUAUACUACAAAGAUUAUUAUUACUAAAACUGAGUGUAUAAAACCAGUUGAUAACAAUAUCAUGAAAGAGAUUCAUAAAUGCAAACUUAAUAAACUUAUCAUAUAAAAACGGUUGCAAAAUUGUGAGUACUGAAACCAAACAUAUUGCAAAACUGAAAAUACUUGGAAUAAGAUGUUGUACAAAUUGUCAGCUGUUGAGUAAUCAUCAAAAUUACUUGUCUUGAAAUUGUGUUAAUUAAGUGUGUCUGUGUUAACUUUAUGGCAAAGAUUUCCAAACACUGGCACCGGCCUAUGUCAUAAACCGGUAAACACGCGUUUUGCAUAUUCAGUUUUGUUUGUCAUUUUAAAAGUAUAACUAAUUUGAUCUUCUAAUUUUCUUCUUUUAAU
Lytechinus pictus (painted urchin) is the source of this 4384-nucleotide messenger RNA. RefSeq names its product complex I assembly factor TIMMDC1, mitochondrial-like. NCBI's taxonomy places the organism in Eukaryota, Metazoa, Echinodermata, Echinoidea, Temnopleuroida, Toxopneustidae. The transcript has 5 exons. Gene Ontology annotation, cellular component: mitochondrion. The record is from RefSeq and is a predicted model, not a curated record. Bases 575 to 1018 code for a protein of 147 amino acids.